Molecule: messenger RNA, 1438 nt
Organism: Argentina anserina (silverweed cinquefoil)
Lineage: Eukaryota; Viridiplantae; Streptophyta; Magnoliopsida; Rosales; Rosaceae
Product: ceramide synthase 1 LOH3-like
Exons: 6
Coding region: 140-1069 (309 amino acids)
Biological process (GO): ceramide biosynthetic process
Cellular component (GO): membrane
Molecular function (GO): sphingosine N-acyltransferase activity
Source: RefSeq, a predicted model, not a curated record
AAUCAGAGGAGGCUGUGUCUUUGGUCUCUGUGUGUUCUUCAGCUGAUGAACAGAAACGAAAUCGAGCUGAAUGUAUUUGGCGGUGUCUGAAUCUGAUACAAAGCUUCCGACUUUGAUUGGUUUCAAGUGAAAAGCAGAGAUGGGUUUGAGUCAGUACUUGAGUUCAGUCGAUUGGGAGCAAGAAGCUUACCCACAUUACCAAGACUUCGCUGUUCUUCCUUUCUUCGUUCUGUUCUUCCCCAUCGUCAGACUUUUUCUUGACACUUUUGUCUUUGAGAAAUUGGGGAGACGGAUAAUAUUUGGAAAGGGGCAUCGACUACCGGAUGUUCAAACUGAUGACCAAAAGAGGAAGAUUAGAAAAUUCAAGGAAUCAGCAUGGAAGUGCAUCUACUAUCUUUCUGCAGAGCUUCUAGCUCUCUCUGUAACUUAUAACGAGCCUUGGUUUACUAAUACAAAGUACUUUUGGAUCGGACCAGGAGAUCAGGUUUGGCCUGACCAGAAAACAAAGUUGAAAUUGAAGGGAGUGUACAUGUAUUGUGCUGGAUUUUACACAUACUCCAUAUUUGCUUUGAUUUUCUGGGAAACAAGGCGUUCCGACUUUGGAGUUUCAAUGGGCCAUCAUGUAGCAACUGUCAUUCUCCUUCUGCUGUCUUACAUUUUCAGGUUUACCCGUGUAGGUUCAGUGGUUUUAGCUCUUCAUGAUGCGAGUGACGUAUUUCUGGAGGUAGGGAAGAUGUCAAAAUACGGCGGUGCUGAGGGGAUUGCUAGCUUUUCAUUUAUUCUUUUUGUAAUGUCUUGGAUCAUACUGCGUCUCAUAUACUAUCCAUUCUGGAUCCUUUGGAGCACAAGCUAUGAAAUUAUCCUGACAUUGGACAAGGAAAAGCACGCUGUAGAGGGACCUAUAUAUUACUACGUAUUCAAUACUCUUCUAUAUUGCUUGCUUGUUCUUCACAUUUUCUGGUGGGUAUUAAUUUACCGUAUGCUUGUAAAACAAAUUCAACAAAGAGGCCAGCUUAGCAAUGAUGUUCGAUCAGAUUCUGAAGCUGAAGACGAUGAUCACGAAGAUUGACCAGGAAAUAGGACUUUAGAGCCACUGCAGUGUCACCCUCUCUCCAACAUUGGAGCAUUCAUUGUAUUUCCCCAAGAAAGAAACCACAAUUUCGCUUGUACUUUCUAAACAAUGGUCACAGCUCACACGUUGUGGUUUCAGCUGGAGUCGCGAAGAUCCUAUUAUUCUUGUACCAUAAUCAUUGCGGCCGCAGUAAACGCUGCGUCCUCAAAUUCAUUUCUUUUCACUGUUUUCCCCUUUGUUAGAUAGACUGAUGAACGAGCUGUUUCAUGAGAUUUGAAUCCUGCAGACCAGGAACAUCUUUCAUUUUACAACAUUUGAUUGUAUCAUUUUGAUAGUGAAAAGUGAAAAAGAGAGAAGAUUUCUAAC